Dioscorea cayenensis subsp. rotundata (Guinea yam) is the source of this 978-nucleotide messenger RNA. Its product is annotated as protein FAF-like, chloroplastic. Lineage: Eukaryota; Viridiplantae; Streptophyta; Magnoliopsida; Dioscoreales; Dioscoreaceae. The coding region runs from base 129 to 836 and encodes 235 amino acids. The record is from RefSeq and is a predicted model, not a curated record. The transcript is spliced from 2 exons.
AACUCUUCCUUUUUUCCCUCUUCCCUUCCUUCCUCCAUAUAAAAACUCAUCCCUUCUUCUUCUCUUCUCUCUUCCAUUUCCUUCAUGACCUUCUACUUCUUCUUCUUCUUCUUCUUCAUAGAAUUUACAUGGCUACAUGUGAAGAGCUAAGACAAUUCUUUGACACACCAUUACAAGACAUCAAGACACCUUCUAUCUUUGACUCCUUAUCUUCAUGGAACCAGCUAAAAAACAUUAACAACCCUAUUGAAUCCUCCUUCACUGAGAUCUUUGGUGAGCUCCACUUCCAUGAAAAGACAGAAACUCCACUGUCCCCUGACUUGAAGAAACAUCCCUUAGACCCUCCUCCUGGUGUUCCAAAGAACCAACAAAACUUUGAUUCUUUACAACUUUGCACUGAAGGACUUGGUUUUGAGAGUUUAGCUGAUGUUGAAGAAGAAGACUUCAUGAAUGAUGAUAAUGAUUCUAGUGAGUAUUUGAGUGGUGGUUGUAGAUUAAAGGAAAGCCGGCCGGUGACCGAUUAUUCGAGAAGCUUAUCGGGGAAAGCCGGCAAAGGUUCUCGGAGUUUUCCGCCGCCUAUAUCAACUUUAGGAAGGAGUGGGAAGCCAUUGGUGUACUUCAAGUCUUAUAGAGAUGAUGGUAGGUUUAUUCUUAGAGAGGUUAGAAUUCCUACACAUGAGUUCUUGCAUGCUUCUAGACAAGAUGGAAGACUUAAGUUGCAGUUUGUUGUUCAUCCAAAUGAGAACAAUAUUGUUGUUAAUGGAGGUGCAACAAGAGGGGGAGAAGAAGAAGAAGAUGAUGAUGAUGAUGAACAUGAAGAGAUGAAGAUAAUUUGAAGGAAGAGGGAGUAAUUGAAGAUGCCAUUGAAGUCUCUUUCUCAUGAAAGGUGAGAGUGCAAGCGAAGUUUUACUUGGAUAGAGGUACUCAAACGUAUGAAUACAAAUAUUCAAAAUAUUUUGACUUUUUAAAUAAAGUAAU